Molecule: messenger RNA, 9462 nt
Organism: Stegostoma tigrinum
Lineage: Eukaryota; Metazoa; Chordata; Chondrichthyes; Orectolobiformes; Stegostomatidae
Gene: pomgnt2
Product: protein O-linked mannose N-acetylglucosaminyltransferase 2 (beta 1,4-)
Exons: 4
Coding region: 4922-6676 (584 amino acids)
Biological process (GO): protein O-linked glycosylation via mannose
Cellular component (GO): endoplasmic reticulum
Molecular function (GO): protein binding; protein O-acetylglucosaminyltransferase activity
Source: RefSeq, a predicted model, not a curated record
CUGCUGCAUUGUCAAAGCCAGAUGCUGAUUUGAAAGUGUCCUGCCCCAUGACUUCAUUGCAUUUCAAACCCAGUGAAUAGUUUGCUGCCCUAAAAUGCACAAUUGACUAAGUCACUACUUUACGAAUGGACACCACAAAUUUGGCAAAGCCCCAUCAAGUGCAGAGAUUGCAGCAAAUAGCUAAUUAAGUGCACGUGUUCCCCCGAGAUUUUACUGAGGCGCGUGCUUCCACUGUGUAUCAUUAAGAGUUCACUGACCAGCAAGUCCAGCCUUUUGUAAGAAUAUUGAGAACUGAUACUCUAUACUUAAUGAGACAAGAGCCUGAAGGGAAUACUGCUCUUUCUGGACCUCCUUCCGGAGGAAGACAGUUGUAGCUUUUAAAAUCAUUGUCCUAGAGAUGAAAAGGUGACCAAAAAUAUCAUCAUCUGCGGCAUGUUCCUUUUUAGCACAUCAAUGGCCAAGAAUGCCCAAGUUUUGAAUAUGUUGCUUUCGCCUUAAGCUGUGAAAUUACCUCCCUACAUCUCUCCAUUCCUCUGGAAAAUUAAGACUCAGCAUAAAACCUACUUCUUUGACCAAGUGUUUUGUUAUGUAUACAAAUGUCACUCAGUGUCAGAUUUAUUUUGAUUAUUGUUCCUUUGAAGCACAUGGGGAUAUUUACUACAUUAAAGAUGGACAGAAUAAUCAACAAAAACAUAAAGAAGAGCUAACAAAUGAGGGGAAGAAAAGGUGUACAAUAGGAAGCUAGCUGGAAAUAUAAAAACAGAUAGUAAGAGUUUGGCUGGAUCUUUAUAGAAGAAGAGUCAACAGUGAGCAUUAUUCCUAAAGAAAGUGAAUAUGGCAAUUAAUAAGAGAAAAUAGGAAGAUUGCAGAUAAAUUGAGCAGGUAUUUUGCAUCAGUCUCAACAUAGAAAUCAUUAGUAAUCUCAGAAAUAGCUACAAAUCAAGAAAUGGAAGGGUCGAAGAAACUCAUGCAAAUAAUGUUCUUCAGGAAAGUGAUACUCAACAAUUUGUUGGAGCUGUAGGCUAACAUUUAGCUGUGUUGUAAUGGACUUCAUCCUAGAAUUUCAAAAGAAUUGGCUCAUGAGAUAAUUGCUGCAUUGGUUUUCAUUUUCUAACAUUCUCUAAAAAAUUUGGGAAAUGUUCUUUUAGAUUGGAAAAUAGCAGGACACGUAGAAAGGUACAAGGUACUCAGAUAGAGUCAACAUGGUUCUGUGAAAGGGAAAUGUUGCUCAAUUGAUUUAUUAAAGUUCCUAGAGAAAGUGCAGUGUGCAUUAAGCAGACUUCGGUGGAUGUGCUGUACUUAAAUUACCAGAAUGCAUUGAUAAGCUAUCAAAUCAAGGAUGAUUGUGGAAAAUGAAAGCUAAAGGUCAUGAGGAUAACAUAUUAACCUGGAUAAUUACAUAAGAAUUCACAGUUUUAUGUGCAUGAAAAGAAAAUGUUUGGCUAAGGGGAGCAUGGGGCCAUUAUAAGUAGUCUCAAGAAUUUAUAAUGGGGAACAGAAAAAUAAUAGAGAAGCUAAAUCACUACUUUGCCUGUUUUCACGAUGACAGAUAAACCUCCACAGUUAAUUCUUGGAGAAACUAAUGGGAAUUAGUUGAUAAAAGGGAUGUAUAUAGAUAUUUUCUAAUCAACAUAUUCAGAGAUGAUGUUGAGUACCUCUGGAACACUUUGGACUUGAAUGCUGUCCUUCUGGCCCAGAAGCAGGAACACUACCAACGCAUCACAAGAGCUCUUUUGUUGAGAUGCUGCAUUUUUAAAGAAGUUUCUGCAAAGGUUCCUAUUGUAAUUGGAACCAGGUAGGUCUCAUUAACUAUGUGAUCUGUGAUUGGGGUAGUUAACCUUGGUUGACCUUUGUUGACUAAUAUAAACAGGGGAUUCAGAACCUCUUCACUUCAGGGACUGACUCUGAGUUGGCUGGCUACAACUAGUAUACUGUGCAUAUGUAAAUAAGGGUGAUUUCGUGAAGGGAUACCAGCCUCUGUGCAGUUAUUUCAGUCCCCACAAGAAGCUAGUUAGCAAAAUUAAAGCACAUGGUAUAAGGGGUAAUGUACUGCCACAAUUAAGGAUUGGCUAACAAAGAGUAGAAAUAAAUAUGUCAUUAUUCUGUUGGCAGACUGUGAUCAUUUGGGUACUGCAAAGAUCAGUCUGUAUGUCCCAGCUGUUCACAAUAUUAUAUCAGUGACUUAAACUGAGGGACCACAUGCAGUAUUUCCAAAUGUUCAGAUGGUACAAUACUAAUCAGGAUUGUGUGUUGUGAGGAAGAUGGAAAAUGAUUCUUAAAGGAUUAGGGCAGGCUAAGUGAUUGGGCAAGAGCAUGACAAGGGGAAUGUAAUGUGCAAAAGUGUGAGGUUAUUCAUUGUGAUAGCAGGAACAGAUAUGCAGUGUAUUUCUAAAAUGGUAAUUGGUUGGAAAGUAUAGAUCUGCAAAGAAAUGUGGGUGUCUUCUUCAAUAAGUCACUGAAUGCUAACAUGCAAGAGCAGCAAGCAUAAGGAAGACUAAUGGAUCUUUAAAAAUUCACUUUUGAGACAAGGGCAUCACUGGCUGACCAGCGCUUAUUGCCCAUUCCUAACGCCAUUAAGAAUUGGUGGUGAGCUGCCAUCUUGAACUGCUGCAGUGCAUCUGAAGUUGCUAGACCCAAAAAGUUCUUAGAGAGGGAAUUCUACGACUUUGACCCAGUGACAGUGAAAGAACAGUGAUACAUUUCCAGGUUAGAAAGGUGAAUGGCUUGGAGGGAAACUUGCGAUAAUGUUAGUGUAUACACAUAUUUGCUGCCCUUGCCCUUUUCAGUGGAAGUGUUUGUGGGUUUGGAAGCUGCUGUCUAAGGACUCUUGGAGAAUUUCUGCAGUGCAUCUUGUAGAUAAUAGAUACUGUGCUACUAAGCAUCAGUGGUUAAGGGAGUAAAUGUUUGUGGAUGCCUUUAUUGCAAGGAUAUUUGAGUACAUGAAUAGUGAAGUCUUGCUUCAGGUUUUUUUUUGGAACUCUGGAGUAAUGUGUGCAAUUUUAAUCUGCAAAACUCAGGAAAUUAUACAGGGAGUGCACUGAAGGUUCACCAGAUUUGUUCCCCAUUGGACUGUUUAAUGAAGAGAGAUUGGACAAACUCAGUCUGUGUUCCCCAAAGUUUUUAAGGAUAGUUGGACAUCUCAAAAAUACUUAAAUACUUAAAAGGAUAAAAAGGGUAGAUGCAGGUAGGAUGUUUCUUCUGGUUGGAAAGUUGGGGGGGAAGAACCAGGGGGCACGAUUUAAAACUAAGGGGUUGCUAUUUAGAACAGAGAGGAGGAGAAUUUUUUUUUGUUCCUCAGAGAGUGGUGAGUCCUUGGAAUUUCUCUACAACAGAUGGCCGUGGAAGCUCAGAGAAUACAGUUAAAGUUAAUUUUUUGAUUGUGACCAAUGUAAAGGUUAUGGAUGAGUAAACAGCAUUGAGCUAAUCAGUCAACCAUAUUAUAUUUAAUGGCAGAACAAGCUUGAUAGACUGAAUAACCUGCUCCAGUUCUAAUGGAUAGAAUACUAGUUAGCUCUCAGGAAACGGUAGGCAUAAAGGGUUCAUUUUCUGGUUGUAAAGAUGCAAUGAGUGCGUGUAGUAGGAAACAGUACUGAGGCCUCAAAGUUUUGCAACUUAUGUAAAUAACUUGGAGAAGGAAGUGAAAGCAUGGUUGCUUAAAAAUGAUAACAAGAUAGGUAGGAAAGUAAAUUCAGAAGAGGCUGUAAGGAGACUACAAAGAAAUAUAGAUAGGUCAAGUGGAUGGAGAAAUUUAGCAAGUGGAGUGUAAUGUGGGAAAUGUGAAAUUGUCCACUUUGGGCAGGAAGAAAGCAAAAGGAGAAGCAUUUCUAAAUGGCAAGAGAUUGGAGCGAUGCCAUGGAAUCUUGGUGUUAUAGUGCAAGAAGCACAAAAGUCUAAUGUGCAAAUAUGGAAAGUAAUUAGGAAAGCUAGUAGAAUUAUGUAAUUUAUUGCAAGGGGGAUUGAAUAUAAAAAUAGGGAGUUUAGUAGGGUGUUGUGUUAGAAGAUUAGCCACUAUCUUAUUGUAUGGAGAAGCAGGCUGAAGAAGUCACUUGACCCAUUUCUGAUCUAUUUGCACUAACCUCUGACAAGGUGAACAUCUAAAUCAAAAGUUUCAAAUUAACCCAAUGCUGCAUUAGUAUACAUUUUUGUUCAUUAUAUGGAAUGUGAAUGUUUUAAAAGCAUUAGAAUAGAUUUUACGAAUUAAUUUAAUACGAGAGAUAUGCUGUUUUCUGUGUACUUCUAAAGUUUGUUUUAUGCUUCUGACAUGCAAAACUCCACAAAGUUUGCAAAAUGAAAAAUAUAACUUUGUGUUCCAAUUCUGUUCCAUCAAGUACUCAGAACCUUAUUAUUUUUUUCUGGUCCAGAUUUCCUUUGUCUGUUUUCCAUUGUCCAUGUUCGUUCGAAUUUCUUACACUUUUCCCCAUUCAAUCUAUCUCAUCUCAAUAUGUGGAGUUCAUACUGGAUCACUAAUUUAAAGUGGUAAUUGAUAUAGCGGAAUGGUUACUACGAUUGGUCAAACUGACAAUGAUAACAGCUUCUCCUAUCAAUGCUACUGAUGUUUCCAUGGUACUAAAGUUCAGGAUCUGAUGAAAAUUAUAUGGAAUGAUGUGCUUUACAUCUUAUCCCUUUACCAAUCAAUGCACAGAAAGGUUAACAUUUACAUGCAAACACUGCGUGAAGACAAGCAUUGAAAUUACACAAAGUGUGUUGUUUCAUUUUUACUAACAUAGCACAGGAGCUAGCCAGCCAUGCUUAGUUUCCUCUGAAGAUUCCAACUGACUUGACUCAAAACUCACUCAGCUCCCAUGAUUUUGAACAGUCCCAACUGAUUUAGUGUUGAACAGUUGCCCAGAAUCCUGACUCCUACCUUGGCUGAAGAAGCUCUCAUCGCCAUCUCUUUGCUGUGAAAUGCACCUGUCCCUACAUGCAUAGACUACAUUGCAGAAUGAGCAUAGCCAUUAUUUUCAAUGCUUUGCUUGUGUCCUUCCUAGCGGCUGUGUUAUGGAAGUAUGCUAAAUUGUGGGAACAUGCUGUGUCCUUGGAGGAAGAGUUGUUGCGUUCCCAACAGACUCAAGAGCUGUCCCAAGUAAAGAUUGAUUACCAUGCUGCAUUGCAAGCCCUUGUGGAAGACGGCACCAGAAUGGCUUGCACAGGAACAAUGCACACUGAGCGGAUCUGCCGAUUUGAAUCCCUCUGCUACUCUACCGAUGUUGAUGAGUUUGUCUUCUUCCACAGCAAUGCUUCGAUCUUGCUGCCAAAUCUAGGCUCCCGGCGAUUCCAACCUGCUCUGCUGGACUUAUCUUCUGCUGAGGAUCAUAGCGCACAGUACUUCAAUUUUGUAGAAUUGACUGUUGAUGCUCUUAAGUUCAUGCCGAAACCUGUCUUUGUGCCAGACGUUGCAUUGAUUAUGAACCGUUUCAACCCAGACAAUCUCAUGCAUGUCUUUCAUGAUGAUCUCCUCCCAAUUUACUACACCAUGCAACUGUUCCCAGACUUGGACCAAGACUCACGAUUGGUGUUUAUGGAAGGUUGGAACGAAGGGCCACACUUUGACCUUUACAAAUUGCUCAGCAACAAGCAACCCCUUCUGAAGGAUCACCUGAAAGGUCUUGGCAAGCUGCUUUGCUUUACAAAGUCUUAUGUUGGUUUGUCAAAAAUGACAACUUGGUAUCAGUACGGGUUUGUUCAGCCUCAGCGACCAAAAGCAAACAUAUUGAUAUCGGGGAAUGAAAUUAGGCAGUUUGCAAACUUCCUGGUGGAAAAAUUAAAUAUUACCACAGACCCCAGUGGUGAAGGGUACAUUGUGGUGUUCAGUCGCACAAUCAAUAGGUUAAUUCUGAAUGAAGCGGAAUUGAUCUUGGGUUUGGCACAGGAAUUUCAGAUGAAGACUAUUGUGGUAACUCUGGAUGACCAUUCUUUCAGUGAUCUUGUGCGAUUAAUUCGUGGAGCCUCUAUGUUGGUCAGCAUGCACGGAGCUCAGCUGGUGAUGGCACUAUUUCUACCCCCAGGUGCUGUAGUUGUUGAACUUUACCCCUAUGCUAUUAAUCCAGAACAUUACACACCUUAUAAAACCCUGGCAGCUCUCCCAGGUAUGGAUCUACAGUAUGUUGCCUGGCGGAAUACGGAGGAGGAGAAUACGGUUCCCCAUCCCAAUAGGCCAUGGGAACAAGGUGGAAUUGCUCACCUUGCUCAAUCUCAACAAGAGCGUAUAAUAAAGAGCAAAGAGGUUCCUCGCCACCUAUGCUGCCGAAAUCCUGAAUGGCUGUUUCGCGUUUAUCAGGACACCAUAGUGGAUAUCCCAUCAGUGAUGAGUGCCAUUCAUCAGUCAGUGGGAUCCAAACUUCCUGUCAAAAAGAUUAUGGCAAACAGUUUAAUAUAUCCAGGAAAAGUGAGAGAUUCCAAGUGCCAAUCUCCUGAACAGGUCACUAAUGUUGGAAAGUUGUCCAUUUCAUGGGAAGUACCUUGGAACCUUAAGUAUUUAAAAGUAAAAGAGGUUAAAUAUGAGGUAUGGAUCCAGGAACGAGGUGAGAACACCUACAUGCCUUACAUCCUGCCUUAUCGGAACUACACGUUCAUAGAAAACAUUAAACCAUUUACAGCCUACAUGGUUUGGAUAAGGUGCAUCAUUAAUGAAAACCUUCUUGGCCCAUUUGCAGAGGUACUGACUUGUAACACAUAAUGCAGUAUGGUUAGACAGACAAGAAGAAACACCACGUGCUUCAAUAAAUUGUGUGGCUUAGAAAUGUGUAAAUCAAUAUUUAUUUAGCCCUGUAGCUGAAAAUAUUUGUAGCGAAUAAAGGGACAGAUCUUAAAUAAUAAUAGGUAUUUUGGGGCUUUUGUGCACAUUUAAGUGAGCUCAUAGUCAAGUGCUGCCCUGAUGCAAAGAAAUGUAGAUUCAGAGCCAAUUAGGAUUUGGCUGAAUUGAAGUUCACCCUGGUUGGGGCAGAUCAUAACUUAAAUUAGUAAUAUAGAUUUAGACUGGUUUGUCACAAUGUAGUUGGAUAAAUCACAAGGAGUACCUGAAAUCAGAAGCUGAAUGUCUAAGUAAGGGUUGUACCAUUCAUCGUGGCUGUUUGUGAGCCAGCGGCAAUGUGAAUGUUUAGGCCCGUAUGAACAUAGUGCUGUUGAAGCAACAACAGCUAGCUCGCUUCCACUAACAACUUAGAGGUUUUAAAUAUCAUUUGACUGAAGUAAAACAAACCAACCAAAGCUUCUUCAACAAAUAUAAUGAUCAUAACUGCUGAGCGCAUGUGAGCUUUACACAGGCCUGCUGUGUUCUGAGCCACAACUGCAAGAAAUAAUACAUGAUGAUUGCAGAUAAGCUAAAAUGAAUUUGCUUGGUAAAAUGUCUGUGUUUUAUAAAUCUUUAUCUUCCCCUCUGUGGGAGGUUCCCAUUAUUAAAAUCUGGUCCAACCUGAUUGGAAAUGACUGCAUUAUACCUGCUUUAUUGCAGAAUGGUUGGUACCAUUGCUGUUUCUGCAUAAAAUGUAACAACCACAAUUACCUUAAGAUGCUAAGAACGUGUUCAUUUAUAGGCUCUCUGUUCUCUGUCUCCACGAAGUGUUGUUUUCUUUUCAUAUAUUGAUGAACUUUUGCUAAAGAAAUUAGCUAUAGGUGCUAAGUUAUUUCAGUUUCGUUCACUUUGAAUUGAUUCUCCCAACUCUGCAAUUCUGUGUAUAAUUUUCUUUUAAAAUUAACCUGAUAUUAAAUUACGAUCUUAAAAAUCUUCUUUUUGCUCUCCUCCAUCUCGUUUUGGAAUCAAAAAAGCCCAGCGUUGACAAUUGCAGCUAAAUGCAUGAAAUUCCACUGUUAAUCUCCACCAUUGGCCGAAGCUCUCCACUCAAGUAUUACUCCCAAUAUGGUCUCACCAAAUUACAAUAUUAGUUCUUCCUCUUGAUUUGUGUUAUAAUCUUGCUCAGUGUUUACAUUUAUAUCUUUACUUGCAAUAAUCUUAUUGGAUUAAAUGCAGAAGUAGAGUUAAUAAAUUUACAUUUCCAUCGGAAAGCAUUGGCCAUUCAAUCCAGCUCAGGUGCGAUGGACUGAUUGACCUCUCAUGUACUAUUUAUUCUAUGAUUCUAUAUAACAUUGAUGGCCAAUUUUGACCUGAGUACAGUUUGUGUGGUUGGGCUGUGCUAUUAGAAUAUAUUUGGUGAACCCCUGUUCUUCUUCUGCAUGCUGAAAAUGUCCCGGUGGUGGAAUUGGUAGAUCUUGAGUUCAGGUGUGGAGUUGCCAAUCUGGCAAACUGUUUUGCCAUUAGUGGUGCUGAGCUUCUUGGGUUAUUGGACAUGCACCAUAUUCAGGUCUCUAUUCCUUCACACUCAUGAGAUUUCGAAACGAUAGAAAGGCAUAGGUCAUUCAAGUGAGUCGCUGGUCAAAGAGUAUCGAGUAUCUGAUCUUAAAGCCACUGGUUUCUCCAGUUUAGCUUCUUGUCAACAUGUCAACAGUGAAGGACUCUGCACUGAUAAGGUUACUAAAGAUCAGGCAUAGUUGACACCUUUUCUUGAAGAUGGCCAUUGCCAAGCACAGAAGCUGCCUUAUUGGAAUUAUAACGUGUUGAAUGAACAUGAAAAACUGGACUGUUUGUUAUGAAUUAUCCAUAUUGAUUCGCUUUAAAAAUCAAAGAGAACAUGAAAUAGAAACAAAAGCUGCCAGUGUUCUCAAGAUGUUGAAUGAAAUUGUAGCGCUGGCUAAAACAGGACUGGAUUGCCAGUACCUGUAAUGUCAGGUUGAUGUAUUUAACAACACAGGUAUUACAGACUUACUGCUAUUGGAUGACAGCUUUCUUAUGUGAUAUACUAAUGACCACAACAAAUUACCAGAACGACGUUCAAUAAAUGUGAUCAGUGCUGCGGAACACCAAUUUCAGUCGAUGAAUGAAGGAAAACCUGCCUUUAUAUAGCAUCUUUUACAACCAUCAGAUGUCUCAAAGUGCUUAACAAUCAAUUUACGCCUAGAUCGAAGACAAGAAAAUACAAAUUGUUGUGGGUAGCAGGAUGGACUGAUGAACAAUUGCACAAGUUUUAAAUUCGUAAGAGAAAUGAAUAGAUAAAAACAAAUUUGAAAUAAAGAAAACUUGAAACUUGGGAGCCAAGCAAAAAUAAUAAUAUAAUAAUGUACAAUGUGUGCUGAGUGUGUAAGAUGACUAUUGUGAAAAUUCUGAACUGUCUUUAAUAUUUGUCUGGUUUUUAAUCUUUGUGCAUUAGUUUUCUUUUGCAUCAGGGAAUGUUGACUAUUUAUCCAAUACUUGAAUUGAUUUGUUGCUCAGUGUGUCAUUAGCUGUACAGAAGAAACAUGCUGCUUUAACUUUGACGUUGCAGUUUAUUUAAUACUGUGCCCAGGUAUGUUUGUGCAUUACUGUUCAGGCAGAAUUUGAGCCAAAGGCUGAGAGGUUUUGUUUUAUGUUUGUUUUUAGUGUUAACAUAAAUCUGUAUGGAAUUUCUGUAUCUUGGAGAUUAAAUAUAGUAU